UUGGCAGGGUCCGGAUUUUAAACAGCAGAAUGCGUUGUGUGUAUCUGAGAGCGAGCAGAAGCCCAAGCCCCGCCCCGCCCCUUGUCCAGGUGUUGGGCUACGUAAGCGAAGCUCCAGCACGCCCAGGCGAGCUGCCCCUUGCCGAAUGGAGCCCUCCCGGGACGCUCCGGAGCCGGCUAUUUCCACCCGGGGUCCUGCCCAGGCCCGCCUCCUCUGCGUCCGGAGAGACGCGUGUUCGCGACCGGGGAGCCGACAGCGGAGCGGGCUCGUCCCCGGCGCUCCCGGCGGCGUCCUGCCCAGGCGGAGCUGCCUGCUCGCGGCACCGGAAGAUCCUGCGCCUUCAGCCACGUGGCUGGGCCGUGGGCGGGCGAGGAGGCGGUAGUGGCGGCGGCGGCUAGUGGUGCCGCCGCUGCCGCCUGCCCGGGAGCGUAGCGGUGGCUGCUCCCGCCGAUCCGCAGGUGGUGGCGGACGAAGAGCUGGGCCGCGGCUGCAGCAUGGGCUGGGUGCCGGAGCGGGGCCGGCUGGCGGCGGGGCUGCUGGCCAACCUUGCCUCGUCCAUCUGCAUCGUCUUCUUGAACAAGUGGCUGUACGUGCGCACCGGCUUCCCCAACCUGAGCCUGACGCUGGUGCACUUCGCCGUCACCUGGCUGGGGCUGUACGCCUGCCAGGCGCUGGACAUCUUCGCCCCCAGGAGCUUGCGCGCCCGCCAGGUGCUGCCCCUGGCGCUCAGCUUCUGCGGCUUCGUCGUCUUCACCAACCUGUCCCUGCAGAACAACACCAUCGGCACCUACCAGCUGGCCAAGGCCAUGACCACGCCGGUCAUCGUGCUCAUCCAGAGCCUGGCCUACGGCAAGACCUUCCCCACCCGCAUCAAGCUGACCCUGAUUCCUAUUACCUUAGGUGUUUUCCUAAAUUCCUAUUAUGAUGUGAAAUUUAACUUUCUUGGAAUGGUAUUUGCUUCACUUGGUGUUCUAGUUACUUCCCUUUAUCAAGUGUGGGUAGGAGCCAAGCAACAUGAGCUGCAAGUGAACUCAAUGCAGUUGCUGUAUUAUCAAGCCCCGAUGUCUUGUGGCAUGUUGCUGUGUAUCGUACCCUUCUUUGAGCCAGUGUUUGGAGAAGGUGGAAUUUUUGGACCAUGGACACUUUCUGCCGUGUUUAUGGUGCUGCUGUCUGGAAUAAUAGCCUUUAUGGUGAACCUGUCUAUUUACUGGAUCAUUGGGAAUACUUCACCAGUCACGUACAAUAUGUUUGGACACUUCAAAUUCUGCAUUACCCUCCUGGGAGGGUACCUCCUAUUUAAGGACCCUUUGUCCAUCAAUCAAGGUCUUGGGAUUGCAUGCACAUUGUUUGGCAUUUUAGCUUACACCCACUUCAAACUCAGUGAACAAGAUGGAAGUAAGAGCAAAUUGGUUCAGCGUCCAUAGAUCAAGGAUUGAUGUGGGAAGAGAUGUUUGGAACAUGUACUGAUUUUAAAACAAGCAGAAUAGCUGGAUUAGACAAUAGCUGCCUCCUGUUACUAAUGAGGGAACUGUAAUUAUGUUCUUUGAAAAAGUCAGGCAUUACGUGAAAUUCAUCUUUUAUAAUCACAAUCUAUGGUUUGAUUUAAUAACAUGUAAAUAGUUCAUGUAAUGGGCUGUUCGUGUUGAAUUACAGUGGCAAUUCUAAGAAAACUCUCCUGUUUAUACCAAAUGAACUCAUUAGAACAGAUGGGAGCUUAAAUGCCAAAGGAAUUAAUUUUUCCUUCUGAUCAUGUCAGUAUUACAUCUGUUAGAAAGUUUAGAGAAGAUUCUGUAUGCUGAUGUUGUGAAAUCAAAUGAAUGUUGUUUCUUCUUGACUUGAUGGUAAAAUCAAUUUUUGUAGCUUUUUUAAAAUGCACUGUUGAAUGUAGUCUUUGUUUCUAACAUGUGUGGAUACCUUUAACUUUUCCAUGCUGAAGAUCCAAUAGAAGCAAUAAUUCUGGAGGUUUGGAGUCUAACUGCACCAAAUUCUAGUAUUCCAUUUUUAAGACAUUGGAACAGUCUGAUCCUUCAUAGUGUUAUUUUGUUUCUGAAACUAGGAAACAUUUUGAAGCUCAGUGCAGGGCUGGGCAGGCUCCUAUAAUCUGAAAUAUGUUUAUAGCCCAAAAAUGGCCAACGUAAGAGGGUAGAUUUCUUAUGUCCCAUCAUCUAGAGCCUGUGCAGAUGUAGAGCUUAUGUUUCCUUAAAGAAUUUACUUAUAUCCUCCCAUCUUGUGUAGAACUUCUUCUUGGCCUUAACUAUGCUUAAAUGUUGGGUCUGCAGAAAUUAAUACUAUGAAGAGUUUGCUCUUUACAAGAAUUUUUUACUCAGUCUGUUUUUUUCAAAUCCUGGUUAAACAUGAACAAUACUUUGUAUUAACAUUGGUGUUGACAUAAACCCAACUACGACUAAGUUACCCUGAGAGGGGUGGGAUCUGCAUGGGAGUGGGGAAUAGUUGGUGGGGGGAAGCACGUGUUCUAAAGCCUCCCCCUUAAAAUCAGUAAGCAAUCAGGACAGCUGCAUUGGGACCGAUGCCUUGUAAUUGAAAUGCAGAAGCUUGAACCAGAAGAUGGAAUGCUUUAAUAAGAUGACAUGGCGAGAAAUGUCUCAUAUCUGUAAAAUAUUAAACUGGGGGAGGGACUUCUAGGAGGAACUGAAAUAUCCGUAGUAAUUAGGUUUUUUUCUAAAUUAAAUGCAUUUAUUUCUUUAAAAGAAGUGUAUCAUACCAAUUUAGUACUAAAAAACUUUAGAAAUCUAACAUCCUUUAUGGGAAUUGGACAAUUUAUAGUAUGUCAGAGUGGAGAAGUGAAAAUCUGGGAUAAACUGACAGGUGGACUACUAUUGCUAAGGUUGAAGGUGGUAGCUGGCUUACAUGACAGGAUUUAUAUCUUACAUAGGGUUCAGACAGGCAGCACUAACUUUAAAAAGUAACCAUCUUAAACAGCAAUGUGACUGUAAACAGUUACUAAUAUUCUUGGAAAUGCUCACAGGGUACUUUAUAUUUAAACUUCUGUUCUAUCAGAAAUAAAAUAUGAGACUUUCUUUUUAAAUUUACCCAUUUGUGUUUCAUAAAGGCUUUGGAGCUUUUGGUUCUUCAAUUGUCCUGGCAUUUUUCUCUUCUAUAGAGGGGACAAGCCCUGACGUUACUGAGGACUGUGUGCCUUUGCUCCACAGUUACAAACAGAUUCCCAUUCUGACAGAAGACUGCUACCACAUGUUUAGGGAGUACAUAGGUUUUGCCUCAGAACUUGCAAACUCCAUUUUACACUAAAUCUAUAAGAACAAUGACAUUAAAAUGCCAUUUGGGUUUUUUAAAAAAACUCACAUUUAAAAGCGAUAACUUGUUGCACUGCCUGUAUUGCAUUUUGUCUUGGUUCCUUUCAUUUCAAAAGGAAACUUGAUAUGAACUGGAACAAAUAACUGAAUUCUGCAGCAUCCUUUUAGAAGUGACUGGAUGCUUAUGAUAUCCCACAGGGUGUCCUUGUGCAAUAAAAACAAAAGAUGAGUUUGUCAAGUGUUUUGUAAUUUCUUAAGUAAUUGAUACAGUUUUGGAUUGAUUUUUCCAGUGUUAUGAUAGCCAAACCGUUCCAUCUCAUGACAAACUGAAGGGUUUUUUUAAAAAAAUUACAUGCUCAUGUACCUGUAUUUCACAUUAAAAAUAGGCUGCAGUGUUUGGUCUUCAAGUGCAUAGUGUUUCAAUGUAUGCACAGAUAUAGUAAUUUGCACUUAAGCUUGUGCUGUGCACAAGAUUUUCUGGAAUGUAAAUAUACCACAGGGAUCUGUUUAGUCAAAAACAGGUACCUAUAUAAAGGUCACAAAAUAGCAUCUAACCACGGUGUGGAUUAAAGAGCUAUAAUAUUCUUGUAAGUCAAUCCUGUGUCUGCAGAUGUGUUUAUAAAAAUGCUAACUAUACCAAUAGUGUCUUUUCUUCAGACUAGGUGUGUAGGGGUGUGUGUAUGUCUUCCCCCUGAAAUAUAGACACAGGAGAGAUUUGUGGUUCUUCAUCCCUUUACACUGUUAUCAUUUGCAGUUGUAAGAUAACAUUAUUGUAAAUACAGUGUACUAUACGAAUGUAUGGGGUACAAAUGGCAGGACUGGAGUUGGUACUUGGUGGCAAAAAUGUAAAUUAACGAUGUGCUAAAAUAUAUAUGCAAUAUAUGCAUCCUGUAGUAAAUAGAAUGAAGAUAGGAUUCCUUUCUUUAUGGGAAGUCUGUUUUGUGUGUGUUUUUUGCUUACUGUGAAUAAACUGGUUCUUGACAUCAGCCUUGACUAUGACUUCUGUCUUUGAGGCAGCACGCUUAUUUGUAUGGCUGGCAAGUUGGAAAAAGUUUCAGCUCAAAAAAGUGUAAGCAGCUGCUUUAUUCUUUAUUCUUCUCUUUAAGAACAUGGUAUUGUUAAUGUUGGGAAGACAUUAUGGAACAAGAUGAAAGCUGAAUCGCUUCUAUAAUUCUGUAAGUGACCUUUGGAUGUAUGGCAGUAUAUUUAACGCUAUAGUUUGAUCUGCGUUUGCAUACUCUUUUAGGGCCAAAGCAGCCACUGCCACUGACCAUACUACUUUGUCAGGACAGAAAAUGCUGUUUUAUUCAAUAAACUGUUUAUACUGCUGCUCA
Eublepharis macularius is the source of this 4606-nucleotide messenger RNA. It is a transcript of the gene SLC35E3, whose product is annotated as solute carrier family 35 member E3. Gene Ontology annotation, cellular component: Golgi apparatus. Gene Ontology annotation, molecular function: antiporter activity; nucleotide-sugar transmembrane transporter activity. The transcript has 5 exons. The record is from RefSeq and is a predicted model, not a curated record. Bases 495 to 1424 code for a protein of 309 amino acids. NCBI's taxonomy places the organism in Eukaryota, Metazoa, Chordata, Lepidosauria, Squamata, Eublepharidae.